GCGUUUUACGGUUCUGCCGUAAAGCAGCUCUGCCGGGGGGAGCGUCGCUGCCCGCCCUUGGGAGGUGAGCGGGCAUGAGCGGGAACGGUGGGGCCAAGGCACUGGAGCUGCUGCGGGCGCUGCCCCGAGUCAGUCUGGCCAACCUGAGGCCCAGCCCAGGCUCCAAAAAGCGGGAAAGAAGACGUGGCCGUGGAAGAUAUGGAGGUAGGAAGUGUGGUCGAGGUCACAAAGGAGAAAGACAAAGAGGAAAUCGCCCCCGAUUAGGCUUUGAGGGUGGUCAAACUCCAUUUUACUUGGCCAUACCAAAAUAUGGGUUUAAUGACGGACAUAGCCUCAGACGUCAGUAUCAACCCCUCAGUCUUCAGAGGCUGCAGUACCUGAUUGAUUUGGGUAGAGUUGACCCCACGCAGCCAAUUGACUUAACACAGCUUAUUAAUGCCAGAGGUGUAACAGUGCAACCUCUCAAACGGGAUUAUGGUGUGCAGCUGGUGGAAGAGGGUGCUGAUAUUUUUUCAGCAAAAGUAAAUAUUGAAGUGCAGAGGGCAUCUGAAUUAGCAAUUGCAACCAUAGAAAAAAAUGGAGGUGUUGUAACAACAUCAUUCUAUGAUCCAAGGAGUUUGGAAAUUUUAUGUAAGCCGGUAGUAUUUUUCCUGCGUGGCCAGCCUAUUCCAAAGCGAAUGCUUCCACCCGAAGAUCUUGUCCGUUACUAUACAGACGCCAGGAAUCGUGGGUACCUGGCAGAUCCAUCUAAAGUUGAGGAAGCCAGGCUUGAACUUGCCAAGAAGUACAGCUAUGUCUUACCAGACAUAACUAAGGAUGAGCUCUUCAAGAUGUUAAGCACACGCAAGGAUCCUAGACAAAUAUUUUUUGGUCUUGCUCCAGGAUGGAUUGUAAACAUGGCAGACAAGAAAGUUCUAAAACCAACUGAUGAGGGGCUGUUAAAAUACUACAGCUCGUGAAUUCAAGACUGGAGACAGCUGCAGGUGUACAGGAAACAUCUGGAGAAUAACAAGAAGCAGUUGAAUUUUUUUCUCGGUGUUUGUCAAGCAGCCCAGAUUUUUGCUUCGCCCAACAAACUACCUUGUCAAUUAAUACAAGCAUCUGUAAUCACAGAACAAAAUAAAGCAAGUCUUCUAUUCUCAUGCCAAUUAAAUAAUCUGAAAUGCAGAGAUUAACAAUGGAAAGUCACUAAUUUUUGACAAUUUACUCCUCAGUUUCUAUUGUUCAUUGUUAAUGUGUGUUAGAUGCUAUUGGUAAUGGUUGUUCUCCUAACUUGUGGUUUAAGUAUAGGUGAAACAUAGCAAAACAACACCAAUAUAAAAUUAGAUUGUGAAUAGCAGGAAUUUGGUCUUAAUGACAUUAACAUUCAUAUUUUAUAAGGUGCACAACACUUUUUUGGCACAUUAAGAAUAAUACUGUGUGCCAAAAAAGGUAUAGCUAGUGUUAACUCGAAUGUGAAGUAAAUAACUUUCUCACUUUACAUGUAUCCUGUUCUGUAUCCUGAUCAUUGUUGGUUUGGAACCUUAAAUGACAAGUAAUACUUUUUUUUUUUCUUACUUUUUUCUUUUUGUUAUUACAAUACUACUGCCUCCAUUUGGGAAGGCGUUGAAGGGGGGGGGGAAGAGUAUUUAUUGCCUUCCCUUAUUUGUGCCAUAAUGUUUCUGUUUUUAUGAAUCAAUUCACAAUUGUAUUUUGUGGAGGUGGUGGUACUCAACAGGAAAGCUACUUAACUGGAAGCGAAGAAGGAAGUUAGUCAUAUUAGUGAAGACCAGAAGACAAAAGUGUUUAUGUAUUAUUGUGUAUUUCUGGGAGGAGAAGGGGACGGGGGGGUACGGGGAGGGGGGGGGGAAGGCAACUUUGUUUCCACUCCUGCUCUUUGUAUUAAAAUGAACAAACUGCUCCCAGGAAUUUUUUUCUAAAUCAACUUCUUUGAUAUACACACGCGUGCACGCGCUGGUUUCUAUAUGAUUUUCAGGUGAAAGGGUAACUUGGAUAAAAUGAUAACAGUGAAAGAAAGAAUGAAAACAGGAAACAGAUGUCUGGUGACGUUGAGGGAUUGGAUAGCACUUAUUCAGUCAACGACAUCUUAGUCACAGUGCAGCUGUAUCCUGGCUCUGAUACUAUAACGCUACAAAUACCUUGGAGCCAAAACAGCCACGUUCCACAAAAUCCGGUCAUUCUACUUUAUAAAGGUGAACUUUUAUCAUCUUAGAAUUGGAGAGGGCAAAAAGGGCUGUAUGUUACUUUAUUUAAAAUAUGCAAUGCUUGCCUUUUUUUCUCUUCUGUUUACAGUAGCUGGUAUUUUAUAAUGGUGGUUCUGAUUUUUAUUUACUAGUGAAAAAAAGUGACAAGGCUAUAGAGGAUUUCCGGUUCAUUUUAUCUCAUCAGGAACACAAGUCUCCUGGCAACCGAAUACAGAAUUAUCAAAAGCACAAGUAAGUUAUUGACAAGGUUUCUAAUAAAUCCAUAAUAAACAGCCUCCCAAUGGACUGUUGUUUAUAUGAGGGGUCAGGCUCACUGAUGCAAGACUCUAAGCCAGCACUGGCAUCUAAGGCCAUUCUCUUUACUUAGGAAUAUGUGCCAUGUGUUCAUGUUCAUAAGAUGGAUGAUUGCCUUGGAUAUCCUGUUUUGAUAGGGGUUUUUCAUAUGCAACAAUGUAUUACACAGUGAGAAGCACCCAACCUGCUGUAACUGGAAAAGCAUUAUCAAGUAGCGAAGGAAAAGAAAUGUUAUUUGUGCCGUAAAAUACUGAAAGCCAUGUCAAUUUGUAUCAACAACGUCAUGCUUUUGAAUGGUUCCUUGAUAAAACUGAUUACAUAUAUGAGACUGAAAUCAAAAUAAAGGCUUUUGAACAAGUA
Messenger RNA from Tyto alba (common barn owl), 2858 nucleotides. RefSeq names its product mitochondrial ribosomal protein L15 (gene MRPL15). The transcript is spliced from 6 exons. The coding region runs from base 75 to 959 and encodes 294 amino acids. The record is from RefSeq and is a predicted model, not a curated record. Gene Ontology annotation, biological process: translation. NCBI's taxonomy places the organism in Eukaryota, Metazoa, Chordata, Aves, Strigiformes, Tytonidae. Gene Ontology annotation, cellular component: mitochondrial large ribosomal subunit. Gene Ontology annotation, molecular function: structural constituent of ribosome.